AAAAAAUAAACAACAUUUUUUAAAUAAAAAUAAAGUUUUUAAUUGAUUUAAGUUAUAUUUAAUGAAUUAUCAUGAGGAAUGAUGAUGAUAGAAUCAAUGAAAUCAAUGGAAGACUGAAGGAUAUUGAUGAACAGCUUGAUAGGCUAAAGAACUUGAAACAAAAACUUUUAGCUGAAAAAGAAAAACUUACAGACAAGAAGAACUUUGAAAAAUCAGAAAAAUUAUCUCAAACGGAAUGGCAAAAUGAAACAUAUUCGUGGUCGAAAAAUGUUCGUGAAAUAUUAAAAUCUUCAUUCAACAUUGAAAAAUUAAGAUCCAUGCAACUCCAGACAAUUAAUGCUACACUAUCUAAACAUGAUUUGAUAUAUGUAGCACCGACUGGUGCUGGUAAGUCAUUAACUUAUCAGCUUCCUGCACUGGUCGAUAAAGGAAUCACAUUAGUUGUGUCACCAUUAAUCUCUUUAAUGGAAGAUCAGUUACAUUCGUUGAAAAAAAGGGGAAUACCUGCAAAAAUGCUCUCUGCAAACAGCACGAAGGAAGAAACAAAAAUUAUUCAUACUAUUCUUGAAGAUCCAUUAUUUUCAACUUCUGAUCAAAUGAAAUUAUUAUACGUGACACCGGAGAGAAUGAGUAAAAGCAAGAGAUUUAUGCAAGCACUACAAAAAUGUUACCAUAAUGCGAAAUUGGAUAGAAUUGCAAUCGAUGAAAUACAUUCAGUCUCAGUUUUAGGUCAUGAUUUUAGACCAGAUUACAAGUUUUUGGGAAAUAUGAAAACUUUAUUCCCAAAUACACCAAUUUUAGGAGUAACAGCAACAGCUUCUCGUAAAGUUUUGAUUGAUAUUCAAAAAAUACUGAAUAUUCGAGGGUGUAUAAUCUUCAAUUCACCAUUUAACAGGCCAAAUUUAUAUUACCAUGUUAUCGAUAAGCCUUCAGAAAAUGAAGCAUGUUAUGAUAAAAUAGCUGAUUUAUUGUCUAACCGGUAUGAAGGAAAGUCAGGCAUAAUAUAUACUUUUUCUAUCAAAGAUACUGAAACGCUGACAAAUGAGCUACUUAAAAGAGACAUUAAAGUUCGUCCUUAUCAUGCACAACUCGAUGCAGCAGAAAGAUCGAAAUACUAUCAUCAAUGGAUGGAAAAUAAGAUUCAAGCUGUUGUAGCAACUAUUGCAUUUGGACUUGGAAUUGAUAAGCAGGAUGUUCGGUUCGUUAUUCAUCACACCAUGAGUAAAUCUAUGGAAAACUUUUACCAAGAAUCUGGUCGAUGUGGACGUGAUGGAAAAUAUGCUGAAAGCAUAUUAAUGUAUCGAAUGGCUGAUAUGUUUAAAAUUUCGUGCAUGACAUUUGUAGAAUCUGAUGGACUAAAGAAUGCAUAUUCGAUGAUUAACUAUGCAAUAAAUUCAAAGAAAUGCAGACGGGAUCAGUUUGCUAAACAUUUUACAGAAGUCUGGAAUGAUAAAAACUGUGGUAAAAUGUGUGAUUGCUGUUUUCAUAAAAAGGAUGUUCGCGUUGUUAAGCCUCCUGAAAUAGAUAUAGUAGAGCAUUACCGUUCCUUGUUAAAAAUCCUUGAUAAAGCAAAAUCUACUGAUACAAAGCUUACUGCCUUAAAGCUCCUCGAUGCCUGGUUUCAAAAAGGAACAAAAUCUGCAAGAGUUGAUAAUAUGCCUCCACCAAAUAUCGACCGUUUUUAUGGAGAGCAAAUUUUGGUUUACUUAAUCAUCAACGAUUAUUUGCGAGAAGAUUUUCAUUACACAGCAUAUUCAACCAAUUCAUACAUAGUUCAAGGUCCAAAAGUACCAACAGAUAACGAUAUUGAAUUCAAUCCAUCUCGAGUGUAUGAAUUGCCACCUUUACAGAAAUUGAAAUCAUAUUUUGAGGAUUUUAAUGAAACAAAAACACCCCGUCGUAAAUCUUUGAAUAAUGAUCAUUAUCAAUUUCCACAAAACAAGCGCGAAACUUCAAAUCAUUCUCGCGAUUACUCAAGUUAUAAUAAAUUUGCAGGCAGCCAUCGCGAAAACUCAAAUUUGAACAGAAGUUACAAUAACAAUUACAGAAAUAAUUUUCCAACUACCUCUCAUUCAUCUUAUGACCAUCGUGAUAAUUUCAACCACAACAGCUCAAAUUUUAGAUAUAAUAAAAAGCCUAGGUUUGACACUUCACGUUCUACGUCUCGUUCAUCCUAUGCAUCAUCGCGUUCAUCAAGCAACGAUCGUCACAGUUUUUCAAACAGAAGUAGACAUAAUGAUAACAAUUUUAAAGCUAAUCAUUCCAAUAGAAAACGAAGAUACAGUGAUGAUAAUUUAAACAAAUCACGAAAGAAUUCUAGAUCCUCAAAUGCAGAGUCACAUACAAAAAUUUCAUCAACAGUCAAUUCGAAUGAUGAAGAUGUCAUUAUUGUAGAACCCAAGAAACCAACUCCCAUUAAUAUUGAUUGAAAUGAAUACAAAUUAAUGUAAAAUUUUAAAUACACCAAUAUGAAUUUAACAGAAAUAAAUCUACUAUAAUUAUUAAUA
Molecule: messenger RNA, 2507 nt
Organism: Chironomus riparius
Lineage: Eukaryota; Metazoa; Arthropoda; Insecta; Diptera; Chironomidae
Source: the annotation of a GenBank genome assembly